This is a messenger RNA of Oncorhynchus kisutch (coho salmon), 2212 nucleotides long. RefSeq names its product thioredoxin domain-containing protein 11-like. The transcript has 2 exons. The record is from RefSeq and is a predicted model, not a curated record. Lineage: Eukaryota; Metazoa; Chordata; Actinopteri; Salmoniformes; Salmonidae. The annotation marks the transcript as partial.
ACACAGGUUAGACAGAACACAUACCUGUCCUCCUCUUCCUCAGACACAGGUAAGACCGAACACAUACCUGUCCUCCUCUUCCCCAGACACAGGAAACACCUGUCCGUCAAGUUCCCGGAGGACACGCCCAUCACUCUCCCCACCCUAUUACGCUUCAUCCUGAAGCACUCCGACUCCGCCCACCAGCCAAUGAAAGCAGACGGAUCCGACCCUCACCCUCACAUUCUCCUCAAGGCGGAGUUCCGCGCUCUACAAGGAGAAGUCCAGACAUUACAUCGUGCACGCCAGCGCCUCUCCAACCAACUGGCCCAGCUGUGGCGAGACAACCGGCGGUUAUCCUUCCACGCCGUGGCCCUGGAGACCCACAAUGCACUGCUGCAGUCCCAGAAUGGCGAGCUGCAGCGCGAGAGGCUGAGCCUAGUGGAGCAGCACAAGGAGAAGAGUCGUCAGUUAGGGGAGGCGGUCAGGAGACUACAGGAACUAGCGGACGCAUCAGAGAACCUUCUCACUGAGAAUACGCUGCUGAGGGUUUUACUGGGAGCUCUGAGAGCCAGGGAGACAGAGAGAGGGGAGGAGGAAGAGACGGGGGAGGAGAGAGGGGAGGAGGAAGAGACUGGGGAGGAGACAGGGAGGAGGAUGAGGAGACAGAGGAGGAGAGGAGUUAUAUGGCCUCUUGACGGGGGAGGAGAAUACCCUGCUGAGGGUUUUACUGGGAGCCCUGAGAGCCAGGGAGACAGGGGAGGAGGAGGAGACAGUGGAGAAGGAGGAGGAGGAGACAGGGGAGGAGGAGGAGACAUGGGAGGAGGAGGAGACAGGGGAGGAGGAGGAGUUAUAUGGCCUCUUGAUGAAGGGGCAUGUCAUGCCAAGUAAUGCUGGUAGAACGGAAACCGCUGAUGAAUCACAGCCUCUUGACACCUCCCCCUAGAAGAAAGAGGAGGUACUAUGGGGGGCCCUGACAGAUGGCGGGAGUAGAGGAGGAGCGAGACCAGAGGAACCACAGCUUCAUAAUGCUCUCCUAGUGGAAGGAGGGAACACGACAUGGACACAGCAGCUUUAUAAUGCUCUCCUAGUGGAAGGAGGGAACACGACAUGGACACAGCAGCUUUAUAAUGCUCUCCUAGUGGAAGGAGAGAACAUGACAUGGACACAGCAGCUUUAUAAUGCUCUCCUAGUGGAAGGAGAGAACAUGACAUGGACACAGCAGCUUUAUAAUGCUCUCCUAGUGGAAGGAGAGAACAUGACAUAGACACAGCAGCUUCAUAAUGCUCUCCUAGUGGAAGGAGAGAACAUGACAUGGACACAGCAGCUUUAUAAUGCUCUCCUAGUGGAAGGAGAGAACACGACAUGGACACAGCAGCUUUAUAAUGCUCUCCUAGUGGAAGGAGGGAACACGACAUGGACACAGCAGCUUCAUAAUGCUCUCCUAGUGGAAGGAGGGAACACGACAUGGACACAGCAGCUUCAUAAUGCUCUCCUAGUGGAAGGAGGGAACACGACAUAGACACAGCAGCUUCAUAAUGCUCUCCUAGUGGAAGGAGGGAACACGACAUGGACACAGCAGCUUUAGAACCAUGUAGCGUAGGAUGUCCUCUGGGACCAGAGAGAGACGAGGAAAGAAAGGAGAUGAUACUACAGAGAAUGCAGAGUGUUGUUGAUGACGUCUCUAAGCUUCGGACUUUAGAAUGUGUGUAACACUCUAGAAUGUCCAGUCAUAAUGCCAACUCUAGAAUCCAUAAGGGCUAGUGGUCCGGGAGAAGGUUCUACCCAGUGAGGUCAGAGAGGAGCGACCAGCCUCGUCACAGAGAGACACAAAUACAAGUCAAAUGGGCAAGUGACAUGGAACGACAAGAAAUGGAAUAAGCCCAAUGGGCCGAUGAACACUAGAAAUACGUCUCAAAUGGCACCCUAUUCUCGAUGCAGUGCUAGUCUAGCUAAUAGGGUACCAUUUGGGACAUAUACCCUAGGUGAGUUUAGUAGUGAGAAGCUGUCUUCUGAAGCCAGUUUUUUUUUUUUUUUUUUCCAAGGAGCACCAAGUGAUUUCUCCAGAGAGAAUGUGCAUUUUGUUUGUUUCUUUUUGUUAAAUUAAUCUAUUUUUACAAGAAUCGCUAAAAAUGUCUUUCUAUGUUAAUUCAGGAAAAGAGAAGAUGCAGCUGUUUUACAUGUCAAAUAUUGAACAGAUUUUUACUGAUUAAAAAUGUUUUAAUUUAAUCAA